Molecule: messenger RNA, 2196 nt
Organism: Plasmopara halstedii
Lineage: Eukaryota; Oomycota; Peronosporomycetes; Peronosporales; Peronosporaceae
Product: tkl protein kinase
Exons: 9
Coding region: 1-2196 (731 amino acids)
Biological process (GO): protein phosphorylation
Molecular function (GO): protein binding; ATP binding; protein kinase activity
Source: RefSeq, a predicted model, not a curated record
AUGGUCUUCCCAACUUGCAGGGAUGCAGCAGGGUCGAAUUUUGCAGAUCAGUUGUCCUCGUCGUUGCAGUCUUCAUCGUCCGGUUCAGAAGUUGGCAUCGUUCCGGCAACAACGUUAGCCCAAGAAUCGGCUCAAAAUUGGUUCAUCGCCAAUGUUUUUGACAAUGAGACUCAGUUGGCAGUUGGUGUGGAUUCCAAUUUGAAAAACCUUUCCGAUACCGAUAUUAUUUGCAAUGGUGCGCCAUCUCUUCAGCGACUUUCUAGUGCAAAAUCACCAAACUUUGGUUGUCCCGACAUUUUCACGGCGAUAGGUGCGUCUUGCCUUUGUUUAAGUGUUGGACAAAACGCUUCGGACACGUGGGAAUUCCAUGUUGCUAAAUCAAGUUCAGGAGACAAGUUUCCAGUUUUGCUUACGGCGGUGAAUGCCCUCCUAAUCGAUUCCAUCAGGACAUUGUUGGUCCCUCCAACUCUUAAAACAUUGCGCAUUUUCGGUGAAGGAAUCGAGCCACAGAAUAUUCAAUUUAUACCAAUGGAUAGACGUGAUCAUGGAUCAGUAUUGCCUCUUGCUAUCAGUAAUGGUUCAAUCUCAAUUUCUACAGUGGAAAUUAAAAACAUUAACAUGUUUUCUAUAACUAUAUCGGCGGCGUCUUUUUUGCCACCCUCGACAAAGAAUCUAACGCUUCGCAAUUGCAACUUGUUUGCAUUUGGGCCUCGAUUUUUUGAUGGAUUGACUCAUUUGCAGCAUUUGGAUCUCUCCUCUAACUCAUUGACUGUGCCGUACGUUGGAUCAACCACACAAAGCUCUUGCUCAAAUCAGUUUUGCGCUGUCGAAACACUUAAUCUCACGAACAACAGCCUGACUACGUUUCCGACAGCAGUACUAAACAUUGACAGUUUACGGGAAUUGUAUAUUGCUCAAAACGAUAUAACCGACUUCAAAAUCAGCAUGACGACUUUUAACGCCAUCAAAAGUUUAAGAGCCUUUGAGUCCGAUUUGCCGGAUAUAUCUGCGACAUGCCCUGACGGCACAUGGCAGACAGCACAUAGAUCUAACUUCUGCGUCACCAAUACCACUAUCGCGGAAUCAAUAGAAUCAAGUCCAUCCUCAUGGAAUCAAUGCACCACGUACGUCGUGGUCAUUGCUGGCUGCUUAAUUUCAGCCCUUAUCGUUUUGCUCUUCCGACAACGAAAUCACUCACGUCCUCGUACGCCUUCAUCCGUGUCUUUACCUGCGGCCUACUACCUCUCUCAAAGUGGAAACAAUACAAUAAAUAUCCAAACAUCUGACACUAACAGUAUCGAAACUUUGCUGAAAGACCCUCUGAUUAUCAACAACCGACUUAACUUCUCGGAAAUUACGCUACGUAAGUGCCUCAGCAGAGGCGGCUUUGGUCUGGUGUUUUUGGGUGAGUUCAAAGGUCGUCAAGUGGCAGUGAAAAAAAUUCGUCCUGAUCGUAGUAACGAUCCCCAAGAUCUCAAAGCGUUUCUUAGAGAGAUAAUUUUGAUGGCUAGACUUUCACAUCCGCGCAUCGUUGAGUACAUCGGCGUGGCGUGGGAUCGACUGCAGCAAAUUUCCGCUGUGACUGAGUACAUGGAGAGUGGUGACUUGAGGCACGUAUUACGCACUUAUCAGCGUCAAGGCAAUCCAUUGACUUGGACGACUUCAAAGAUUUCAAUUGCACUACAUAUCGCAGAGGCACUUCAGUACUUACACUCACACACUCCAAAGGUGAUUCAUCGCGAUUUAAAGUCUAAAAAUGUGCUUAUCAACAUGCAUUUGGAGGCAAAGUUGACUGAUUUUGGCGUUGCGCGCAUGCAAAGCCACGCCAUGACUGCAGGAAUUGGUACGUCAUUUUGGAUUGCACCCGAAGUCCUUUUGGGUCGAGAGUAUGAUGAACAGGCCGAUAUUUAUUCGUUUGGUGUUGUCUUGUCUGAGAUUGACACGAACGAUUAUCCAUUCUGGAAUGAUGCUAACUGCAACAGCCCACGGGGUAAACUACAAGAGGCAGAUAUACUCCGGCAGGUUGUAACAGGCAACAAACGGCCACAAUUUUCUCCUGAUUGUCCUGAUGGCAUUUUGUCGAUCGCAACGGUAUGCCUGCAGGAAAACCCCAAAGAUAGACCGAAUGCUUUGGCUGUCGUAGCGGCGCUACAGCAACUUCUCCGCCCAAGCUUACAUUCUGAUUCACUACGUUGA